Messenger RNA from Trichoderma harzianum CBS 226.95, 1797 nucleotides. RefSeq lists its product as hypothetical. Gene Ontology annotation, cellular component: nucleus. Lineage: Eukaryota; Fungi; Ascomycota; Sordariomycetes; Hypocreales; Hypocreaceae. The record is from RefSeq and is a predicted model, not a curated record. Bases 1 to 1797 code for a protein of 598 amino acids. Gene Ontology annotation, molecular function: DNA-binding transcription factor activity, RNA polymerase II-specific; zinc ion binding; transcription cis-regulatory region binding. Gene Ontology annotation, biological process: positive regulation of transcription by RNA polymerase II. The transcript has 2 exons.
AUGGUCCGCUCAGACAAGAGAUGCGAUGGGUGUUGGACAUGUCGAAUUCGCCGAAAAAAAUGCGACGAAACACGACCUGAAUGCGCCAAUUGCACUGGCCUGCAAAUUACUUGCCAUUACGGCAGGCUGAAACCCGAAUGGCUUGAUGGGGCCGAGAAGCAGGAGGCUAUGGCUGCCAAAAUCAAGUCUCAGAUUAAACAACAAGCCGGCUAUCGUCGAGAGAGACAUCACGCUUCAGCAGUAGCCAUGAGCUUUGCAUCAACCGCCCAAGGAAGGGAAGAUUCCGAAUUCGUCAAUCUCAUCCCGAAACAUGACCUCUCUUCAGAUGAACCGAGAUCACAUAUUGAUGCGACGUGGCCAAAUGCGGCAGUCACAUUAAUAGACGACAGCCAAGACUCGAUUGGAGUCGACCCGAGUAAACACAAAGUUCCCGAGACUCUACCAGGAUUCAACUUUGCAUACAAUCCCCAAUUGGGGUCCAGGCCUGGCUCAGAGAUACUCUCGUCCUGGGGAGAAGACGAGAUGAAUCAUCUUAUGAGAUACUUGGAUCAUGUGUUUCCGUUUUUAUUUCCAUUUUACCGAACUAGUCUGCUUGAUCCCGGACGAGGCUGGAUCUUCCAACAUAUUACACAUAGCAAAGUCUCUUUUCAUUCAGUAAUCGGUAUAAGCGCUUAUUUUUUCAGCGUUGCUCUAAGUGAGAAAUAUUCAGGACGAGAGCAUGAGAUGUGCAAGACAGUAGUCUGGUCCAAACUCAUACAACAAGCGGAUAUGUGUUUCGACAUGUUGCAGCAGGAUAUACAAGAGCUGAAUGACCGGGGCGAUGAAGCAAACCUGUUAGAUAAAGUGCGAGUCAUGGAGAGUAUUGUCCAGUUUCUCAUUUUUGAGACAGCGGUAGGUAGGUCGGCUAACUGGGAUAAUCAUUUAUCGCCCACCAUCGCUCUCUUCCGAGGCAUAUUACAAAAUUACGACCUGAACAACUCUGUAUCUGCAUUAGUCGAUAUUUUGAGUAAGAUUGCUCAGCGUCCGUUGUAUGCCCUCAGGAAAGAUCACUAUGUUUGGGACAACAGACAGGAAUGCUUUCGGUUCUUCGCCGGUAUUCUUCUCUUCAUCGACACUAUAGCGAGCACCUCUCUUAGACGGCCACCACAGCUACUGGAGUAUCAUCCACAGUUUCUUACCGAUAAAGAUGAUGGAGAAUACAUCAAGGGUGAGGCUCCUAUCAGGCUAUCUAGACUUGUCGGUUGUCACAAUUGGGCUAUUCGUGUCGUUGCAGAGAUCUCGGCGUUGGACGUCUGGAAGAAAGAGAAUAUGAGACCGGGCAGCUUGUUUGAGACAGAAUUGGCUGAGCGUGCCCGCUACAUUGAUCAGAUUCUCGAGGAGGGUAUGUCACAGUUGAAGAACCUUUACGCUACUGAUACAGUAACGUCUACAAAGAUCUGGGCCUACGCGGCGAAAAUAUACCUUGCCGUAGUUGUCUCUGGCUGGCAGCCAAUGUCGCCAGAAGUGCGGUCUAGUGUAGCACAUGCGCUUCGUUCAUUACAGACAGUAGUUAGUUCCUCUCACUUGCGAGUACUAGCUUGGCCGCUCUGCGUUGCUGGUUGCAUGGCUGAGCGCUCUCAAGAGCAAGCCUUUCGAAACCUCUUCUCUGAGUUGGAUAGGACUGCACUAAUUGGGAUUUUGGGCGAGGCACUUCGCGUCAUGGAGAGCGUGUGGCAAAAUCGAGGAAACAUGAGCAGUGAAAUGUGGGAUGUAGAAGCAUGCUUGAAUAUUCUUGGCACACCAGUUCUGUUAGCUUAA